AUGUCUUCUUUCAUCGAUCUCUACUCCGUGAAGCCCUUCAAAACUCAAUGGAGAGUUUAUGUGAAGAUAUUGAAGGUGUGGAAACCGUACUUGAAUGGUGUAGAGACGUUGGAAAUGGUUGUUGUUGAUGAGAAGAAUCAAACCAUGCAUGUAACUUUGAAGAAGGAGUUCAUCAAGAAAAAUGAAAAUCUCUUAGAGGAAGGUGCCUCUAGAAUUAUCACAAAUUUUCAAGUGGCUCAUAAUGGUGGUAAGUUCAGGAUAAGCCCUCACGUUUACAAAAUCCUUUUCGCAUCAACAACAUCUGUCAAACCAGCAGAAGCAAUGGAUCCAAGAAUCCUAGGUUUCAAGUUCGUCAAGUUUAGUGAUAUUCACGAAGGCAAAAUGAAUCCAGAUUUCUUGAUAGAUGCUAUUGGACAAAUUGUGAGCAUUGGGGAUGUAGAGAUCUUGAAUGUUGGAAAGAGACAGACAAAGAGGCUUUCUAUGGAGAUUCGUGAUACAGAAGAUGUUCGACUUAAUUGUGUUAUUUGGGGACAAUUUGCUGAAAAUCUUGAAAGUGUGGCUCAACAUGCCAAUGAUGCUAUGAUCGUUGCUGUUUUGCGGUUUGAAAAGUUAAAACUUUAUCAAGGUGUUUGGAGUGUUAGCAAUUGCUACAACUGUUCGAUGGUCAUUACUGAUCCAGUGUUCCCAGAGAGUUUGGCUUUUAAAGAGAGAUUGUCAAAAUAUGGUUUAACCCUGACCUAUACCCAUCCAAAUCAGUUGACUAUUGUCAAUUCUGUAUCAGUAAGGGACGAUUUCUUCUUGCAUAGUCCUCGAAGGACUAUAAGCGAGAUAAUUGCUGCUUCUGAGGUUGUCAAAUGUGUUACCAUGGCCACAAUUAUGUCUAUAGACACUAAGUUUGGCUGGUAUUACAUGUCAUGUGGAGCCUGUGCUAAAAAGUGCAAAAAAUGCAAUGAGGAUGUUGAGAAUGUUUAUCCAUCGUUCAUGUUGACUUUUCGUGUCAUGGAUAAUACUGGUGAAACCAAAUUCCUCUUAUUUGAUCAAGAGGCAAAGGAAGUUGUCAACCAAACUGCUGCUCAGUUAACUCAGUCUGUUAAUGAGAUUCAGGAUCCAAAUGUCUUGCCAUUGGCUUUGAGCAAUAUUUGUGGUAAAACGUUUCUCUUCAAGAUUGCAAUUGCAAGUUCAAAUAUUGUUUUCAAUAGUCACACAUACAAGGUCAUCAGUAUAAUUACACAAAGUGAUGUGGUUAAGGAGUUUUCUAAAAUCUCUACUCCUCAGAGCACUCCAAGUAUCAAGAUAGAAGAAAAAGCUCACAAUACUCUUGAUGGAAAGGUUCCUCUAAUGAUUAUGGAUGAUGAUGAUGCUGAAAUUACACCUACUUCUAAGCGCAAAAGCAAUGAAAAGAUGGAAGUGAUUAAGGAUAUUGAUGAGUAUUCUGCUGCAAAGAAGAAGUGUAAGGAUGAGAAAACUGUUGAGACUAAUCCAAGUACUGUGCCCCUUAAGACCGUGAAGACAGAGAAGCCAUGA
Molecule: messenger RNA, 1524 nt
Organism: Eutrema salsugineum
Lineage: Eukaryota; Viridiplantae; Streptophyta; Magnoliopsida; Brassicales; Brassicaceae
Product: replication protein A 70 kDa DNA-binding subunit C-like
Exons: 11
Coding region: 1-1524 (507 amino acids)
Biological process (GO): DNA replication; DNA repair; DNA recombination
Cellular component (GO): nucleus
Molecular function (GO): DNA binding
Source: RefSeq, a predicted model, not a curated record